Messenger RNA from Propithecus coquereli (Coquerel's sifaka), 14259 nucleotides. RefSeq names its product heparan sulfate proteoglycan 2 (gene HSPG2). Bases 1 to 13215 code for a protein of 4404 amino acids. Gene Ontology annotation, molecular function: calcium ion binding; protein binding. The record is from RefSeq and is a predicted model, not a curated record. The transcript is spliced from 98 exons. Lineage: Eukaryota; Metazoa; Chordata; Mammalia; Primates; Indriidae.
AUGGCGGGGGUCCCAGGUCUGCCCCCUGGACCCCUCCCGUCCAGCCCCGCCAUCCGGCUCCAAGGCCUGCCUGAGGUGACCCACGGGCUGAGGGCAUACGAUGGCUUGUCUCUGCCUGAGGACACAGAGCCCGUCACAGCAGGCCGGGUUGGCUGGAGCUAUUCCUACCUUUCUGAUGAUGAGGACUUGCUGGCUGACGACGCCUCCGGAGAUGGCCUGGGCAGCGGCGACGUGGGCAGUGGGGACUUCCAAAUGGUUUACUUCCGGGCCCUGGUAAAUUUCACUCGCUCCAUCGAGUACAGCCCCCGGCUGGAGGAUGCGGGCUCCAGGGAAUUCCGAGAGGUGUCCGAGGCUGUGGUAGACACGCUGGAGUCGGAGUACUUGAAAAUUCCCGGAGACCAGGUGGUCAGUGUGGUGUUCAUCAAGGAGCUGGACGGCUGGGUCUUUGUGGAGCUGGAUGUGGGCUCGGAAGGGAAUGCGGAUGGGGCUCAGAUCCAGGACGUGCUGCACAAGGUCAUCUCCAGCGGCUCCAUUGCCUCCUACGUCACCUCUCCCCAGGGAUUCCAGUUCCGACGUCUGGGCACAGUGCCCCAGUUUCCAAGGGUCUGCACCGAGGCCGAGUUUGCCUGCCACAGCUACAACGAGUGUGUGGCCCUGGAGUACCGCUGUGACCGGCGGCCCGACUGCAGGGACAUGUCGGAUGAGCUCAACUGCGAGGAGCCAGUCCAAGAGCUCACCCCUGUGCCGCCCGUCCUAGUGGAGACAACACCUUUACCCCCUUGGCCAGAAGCAACCACCAUGCGGCGGCCGCCAGACACCCCUGCUCCCCAGCCUCUGCUCCCUGAUCUAAGCAGGCCCCUGCCCUGCGGGCCCCAGGAGGCCACAUGCCGCAGCGGGCAGUGCAUCCCCAAAGACUACCUCUGUGAUGGGCAGGAGGACUGCAAGGACGGCAGCGACGAGCUGGACUGCGGCCCCAGCCCGCCCUGUGAACCCAACGAGUUCCCCUGCGGAAACGGGCACUGUGCCCUCAAGCUGUGGCGCUGUGAUGGUGACUUUGACUGCGAGGACCGCACGGAUGAGGCUAAUUGCCCUGCCAAGAGCCCCGAGGAAGUGUGUGGGCCCACGCAGUUCCGAUGCGUCUCCACCAACACGUGCAUCCCGGCCAGCUUCCACUGUGACGAGGAGAGCGACUGUCCCGACCGCAGCGACGAGUUUGGCUGCAUGGCCCCCCAGGUGGUGACGCCUCCCCAGGAGUCGAUCCAAGCAUCCCGGGGCCAGACAGUGACCCUCACCUGCGUGGCCAUCGGCGUCCCCACCCCCAUCAUCAACUGGAGGCUCAACUGGGGCCACAUCCCCUCCCAUCCAAGGGUGACAAUGACCAGUGAGGGUGGCCGUGGCACACUGACCAUCCGCGAUGUGAAGGAGUCGGACCAGGGUGCCUACACCUGCGAGGCCAUGAACGCCCGGGGCAUGGUGUUCGGCAUUCCCGACGGUGUCCUGGAGCUCAUCCCGCAGCGAGGCCCCUGCCCCGACGGGCACUUCUACCUGGAGCACAGCGCCUCCUGCCUGCCCUGCUUCUGCUUCGGGGUCACCACCGUGUGCCAGAGCAGCCGCCGCUUCCGCGACCAGAUCCACUUGCGCUUUGACCGGCCCAACGACUUCAAAGGCGUGAACGUGACAAUGCCUGCGCAGCCCGGCAUGCCACCCCUGUCCUCCACCCAGCUGCAGAUUGACACUGCCCUGCAGGAGUUCCAGCUGGUCGACCUGUCCCGCCGCUUCCUCGUCCACGACUCUUUCUGGGCUCUGCCUGAGCAGUUCCUGGGCAACAAGGUGGACUCCUAUGGCGGCUCCCUGCGCUACAAGGUGCGCUACGAGCUGGCGCGUGGAAUGCUGGAGCUGGUACAGCGGCCGGACGUGGUCCUCGUGGGCGCCGGAUAUCGCCUCCUCUCCCGAGGCCACGUGCCCACCCAACCCGGCACUCUGAACCAGCGCCAGGUCCAGUUCUCGGAGGAGCACUGGGUCCAUGAGUCCGGCCGGCCGGUGCAGCGAGCAGAGCUGCUGCAGGUGCUGCAGAGCCUGGAGGCCGUGCUCAUCCAGACCGUGUACAACACCAAGAUGGCCAGCGUGGGGCUGAGCGACGUCACCAUGGACACCACCGUCACCCACGCCACCAGCCACGGCCGUGCCCACAGCGUGGAGGAGUGCAGGUGCCCCAUUGGCUAUUCCGGCUUGUCCUGCGAGAGCUGCGAUGCCCAGUUCACCCGGGUGCCUGGCGGGCCCUACCUGGGCACCUGCUCUGGCUGCAAUUGCAAUGGCCACGCCAGCUCCUGUGACCCCGUGUAUGGCCACUGCCUGAAUUGCCAGCACAACACGGAGGGACCACAGUGCAACAAAUGCAAGGCCGGCUUCUUUGGGGACGCCACAAAGGCCACGGCCACUGCCUGCCGGCCCUGCCCUUGCCCAUACAUUGAUCCUUCCCGAAGAUUUUCGAACACUUGCUUCCUGGAUACAGAUGGCCAAGCCACAUGUGACGCAUGUGACCCAGGCUACACGGGUCGCCGCUGUGAGAGCUGUGCCCCCGGAUACGAGGGCAACCCCAUCCAGCCGGGCGGAAAGUGCAGGCCCACCAACCAGGAGAUUGUGCGCUGCGAUGAGCGAGGCAGCAUGGGGACCUCUGGGGAGGCCUGCCGCUGCAAGCUCCCAGCUCUGUGCCUGCAGAACAACGUGGUGGGGCGCUUGUGCAACGAGUGUGCCGAUGGCUCUUUCCACCUGAGCGACCGGAACCCCGACGGCUGCCUCAAGUGCUUCUGCAUGGGUGUCAGUCGCCAGUGCACCAGCUCUUCCUGGAGCCGCGCCCAGGUGCUUGGGGCCUCCGAGCCGCCUGCUCAGUUCGGCCUGACCAAUGCCGCAGGCACCCACACCACCACCGAGGGCAUCCACUCGCUGACGCCGGGGGAGCUGGUUUUCUCCUCCUUCCACAGCCUCCUAUCUGGACCCUACUUCUGGAGCCUCCCUUCACGCUUCCGGGGGGACAAGGUCACUUCCUACGGAGGAGAGCUGCGCUUCACAGUGACCCAGCAGCCCCAGCCCGGCUCCACGGCCCUGCGCGGGCAGCCGUUGGUGGUGUUGCAGGGCAACGGCAUCGUCCUGGAGCAUCACAGCUCCCAGGAGCCCAGCCCCGGCCAGCCCAGCUCCUUCACGGUGCCCUUCCGGGAGCAAGCCUGGCAGCGGCCCGACGGGCAGCCAGCCACGCGGGAGCACCUGCUGAUGGCGCUGGCGGGCAUCGAUACCCUCCUGAUCCGGGCAUCCUACACCCAGCGCCCCGCUGAGAGCAGGGUCUCUGGCAUCAGCAUGGACGUGGCUGUGCCUGAGGACACCGGCCAGGACCCCGCGCUGGAAGUGGAGCAGUGUACCUGUCCAACCGGUUACCGUGGCCCAUCCUGCCAGGACUGUGACACAGGCUACACACGCAUGCCCAGCGGCCUCUACCUGGGCACCUGUGAACGCUGUAGCUGCCACGGCCACUCGGAGGUGUGCGAGCCUGAAACAGGCGCCUGCCAGGGCUGCCAGCACCACACGGAGGGCCCUCGGUGUGAGCAGUGCCAGCCGGGAUACUACGGGGACGCCCAGCGGGGGACACCGCAGGACUGCCAACUGUGCCCGUGCUAUGGAGCCCCCGCUGCUGGCCAGGCUGCCCACACUUGCUUUCUGGACACAGACGGCCACCCCACCUGUGACGCUUGCUCCCCGGGCCACAGCGGGCGGCAUUGUGAGAGGUGUGCCCCAGGUUACCAUGGAAACCCCAGCCAGGGCCAGCCGUGCCGAAGAGAUGGCCAGACGCCAGAGCCCAUAGGCUGUGGCUGCGACCCCCAGGGCAGUGUUGGCAACCAGUGUGAUGCCGCUGGUCAGUGCCAGUGCAAGGCCCAGGUGGAAGGCCUCACCUGCAGCCACUGCCGGCCCCACCACUUCCACCUGAGUGCCAGCAACCCCGACGGCUGCCUGCCCUGCUUCUGCAUGGGUGUCACCCAGCAGUGCGCCAGCUCCUCCUACACCCGCCACCUGAUCUCCACCCACUUUGCCCCUGGGGACUUCCAAGGCUUUGCCCUGGUGAACCCGCAGCGGAACAGCCGCCUGACAGGAGGCUUCACCGUGGAACCUGUGCCCGAGGGUGCCCAGCUGUCUUUUGGCAACUUCGCCCACCUCGGCCACGAGUCCUUCUACUGGCAGCUGCCGGAGCCGUACCAGGGAGACAAGGUGGCGGCCUACGGCGGGAAGCUGCGGUACACACUUUCCUACACGGCAGGGCCUCAGGGCAGCCCGCUCUCGGACCCCGAUGUCCAGAUCACAGGCAACAACAUCAUGCUGGUGGCCUCCCAGCCAGCGGUGCAGGGUCCUGAGAGAAAGAGCUACGAGAUCGUCUUCCGAGAGGAGUUCUGGCGCCGGCCCGAUGGGCAGCCGGCCACGCGGGAGCACCUGCUGAUGGCUCUGGCUGACCUGGACGAGCUCCUGGUCCGGGCCACGUUCUCUUCGGUGCCGCUGGCGGCCAGCAUCAGCGCGGUCAGCCUGGAGGUCGCCCAGCCUGGGCCCUCGGUCGGACCCCGGGCCCUCGAGGUGGAGGAGUGCCGCUGCCCCCCGGGCUAUGCCGGCUUGUCCUGCCAGGACUGCGCCCCCGGCUACACGCGCACUGGGAGCGGGCUCUACCUUGGCCACUGUGAGCUGUGCGAAUGCAAUGGCCACUCAGACCUGUGCCACCCGGAGACCGGUGCCUGCUCGCAAUGCCAGCACAACGCUGCCGGGGAGUUCUGCGAGCUGUGUGCACCUGGCUACUACGGAGAUGCCACGGCCGGGACGCCUGAGGACUGCCAGCCCUGUGCCUGCCCACUGACCAACCCAGAGAACAUGUUCUCCCGCACCUGUGAGAGCCUGGGAGCCGGCGGGUACCGCUGCACGGCCUGCGAACCCGGCUACGCCGGCCAGUACUGUGAGCAGUGUGCCCCAGGUUACGUGGGUAAUCCUAACGUGCGAGGGGGCCGGUGCGUGCCACAGACAAACCAGGCCCCCCUGGUGGUCCAGGUACAUCCUGCCCGGAGCAUCGUGCCCCAAGGCGGCCCCCACUCCCUGCGGUGCCAGGUCAGCGGGAGCCCACCCCACUACUUCUACUGGUCCCGUGAGGAUGGGCGGCCCUUGCCCAGCAGCACCCAGCAGCGACAUCAAGGCUCUGAGCUCCACUUCCCCAGCGUCCAGCCCUCGGAUGCCGGCGUCUACAUCUGCACCUGUCGCAGCCUCCACCACGUCAAUACCAGCCGGGCAGAGCUGCUGGUCACUGAGGCUCCAAGCAAGCCCAUCACAGUGACGGUGGAGGAGCAGCGGAGCCAGAGCGUGCGCCCUGGGGCCGACGUCACCUUCAUCUGCACAGCCAAGAGCAAGUCUCCGGCCUACACCCUGGUGUGGACCCGCCUGCACAACGGGAAACUGCCCACUCGAGCCAUGGAUUUCAACGGCAUCCUGACCAUCCGCAACGUGCAGCCGAGUGACGCGGGCACCUACGUGUGCACCGGCUCCAACAUGUUCGCCAUGGACCAGGGCACGGCCACACUGCACGUGCAGGCCUCAGGCAGCUCGUCUGCCCCUGUGGUCUCCAUCCACCCGCCGCAGCUCACAGUGCAGCCCGGGCAGCUGGCCGAGUUCCGCUGCAGCGCCACCGGGAACCCCACGCCCACGCUCGAGUGGACAGGCGGCCCUGGCGGCCAGCUCCCUCAGAAGGCACAAAUCCACGGCGGCAUCCUGCGCCUGCCAGCCGCCGAGCCCUCGGACCAGGGCCAGUACCUGUGCCGCGCCCACAGCAGCGCCGGGCAGCAGGUGGCCAGGGCUGUGCUCCACGUGCACGGGGGCAGCGGGCCCAGGGUCCAGGUGAGCCCAGAGAAGACCGAGGUGCAGGAGGGCAGCACGGUCAGGCUGUACUGCAGGGCCGCAGGCGUGCCCAGCGCCACCAUCACCUGGAGGAAGGAAGGCGGCAGCCUGCCCCCGCAGGCGCGGUCCGAGCGCACGGACAUCGCCACGCUGCUCAUCCCAGCCAUCACCACCGCCGACGCCGGCUUCUACCUCUGCGUGGCCACCAGCCCCGCGGGCACCGCCCAGGCCCGGAUCCAAGUGGUCGUCCACGCAGCCUCAGGCGCCAGCACACCGCCAGUCAGGAUUGAGUCCUCGUCGCCUUCCGUGACUGAAGGGCAGACGCUCGACCUCAACUGUGUGGUGGCAGGGUCGGCCCACACCCAGGUCACCUGGUACAGGCGAGGGGGCAGGCUGCCCGCCCACGCCCAGGUCCACGGCUCCCGGCUGCGGCUCCCCCAGGUUUCACCGGCCGACUCUGGAGAGUACGUGUGCCGGGUGGAGAACGGGUCAGGCCCCAAGGAGGCCUCCAUCGUCGUCUCUGUCCUCCGCGGCACCCAUUCGGGCCCCAGCCACACCCCAGCUCCCGGCAGCACCCAGCCCAUCCGCAUCGAGCCCUCCUCCUCACACGUGGCUGAAGGGCAGACCCUGGAUCUGAACUGCGUGGUGCCCGGGCAGGCCCAUGCCCAAGUCACAUGGCACAGACGCGGGGGGAGCCUCCCCGCCCGGCACCAGACCCACGGCUCGCUGCUGAGGCUGCACCAGGUGUCGCCUGCCGACUCUGGCGAGUACGUGUGCCGUGUGGUCAUUGGCUCUGAGCACCUGGAGACUUCUGUCCUAGUCACCAUCGAGCCUGCUGGCUCCAUCCCUGCCCCGGGACCCAUCCCAGCUGUCAGGAUCGAGUCUACAUCCUCCACAGUGGCCGAGGGGCAGACCCUGGAUCUGAGCUGUGUGGUGGCAGGGCAGGCCCAUGCCCAGGUCACGUGGUACAAGCGCGGGGGCAGCCUCCCCGCCAGACACCAGGUGCGCGGCUCCCGCCUGUACAUCUUCCAGGCCUCGCCCGCCGAUGCGGGGGAGUACGUCUGCCGGGCCAGCAACGGCGUGGAGGCCUCCAUCAGGGUCACAGUAACCAGGACUCAGGGAGCCAACUUCGCCUACCCCCCUGGCAGCACCCAGCCCGUCCGCAUCGAGCCCUCGUCCUCACACGUGGCUGAAGGACAGACCCUAGAUCUGAACUGCGUGGUGCCCGGGCAGGCCCAUGCCCAGGUCUCGUGGCACAAGCGUGGGGGCAGCCUCCCCGCCCGGCACCAGACCCAUGGCUCCCUGCUGAGACUGCACCAGGUGUCCCCUGCUGACUCCGGCGAGUAUGUGUGCCGAGUGGUGGGCGGCUCUGCGCCCCUGGAGGCUUCUGUCCUGGUCAGCAUCGAGCCUGCAGGCUCUGUGCCUGCACUUGGGGUCACCCCCCCAGUCCGGAUCGAGUCAUCUUCCUCACACGUGGCCGAAGGGCAGACCCUGGAUCUGAACUGCCUCGUUUCCGGGCAGGCCCACGCCCAGGUCACGUGGCACAAGCGCGGGGGCAGCCUCCCUGCCCGGCACCAGGUGCACGGCUCAAGGCUGCGGCUACUCCAGGUGACCCCAGCCGACUCUGGGGAGUAUGUGUGCCGUGUGGUCAGCAGCUCCGGCACCCAGGAAACGUCAGUCCUUGUCACCAUUCAGCAGCGCCUGGGCACCUCCCACUCCCAGAGCGUGGUGUACCCCGUCCGUAUCGAGUCCUCCUCAGCUUCCCUGGCCAACGGCCAUACCUUGGACCUCAACUGCGUGGUCGCCAGCCAGGCCCCCCACACCAUCACCUGGUACAAGCGUGGAGGCAGCUUGCCCAGCCGGCACCAGAUCGUGGGCUCCCGGCUGCGGAUCCCUAAAGUGACUCCCGCGGACUCAGGCGAGUACGUGUGUCACGUCAGUAAUGGUGCCGGUUCCCAGGAGACCUCUCUCAUCGUCACCAUCCAGGGCAGCGGCCCCUCCCAUGUGCCCAGCAUCACCCGACCAAUCAGGAUCGAGUCCUCGUCCCCCACGGUGGUGGAAGGACAGACCUUGGAUCUGAACUGCGUGGUGGCCGGACAGCCACAGGCCAUCAUCACGUGGUACAAGCGUGGGGGCAGCCUUCCCUCCCGACACCAGGCCCAUGGCUCCCGCCUGCGGUUGCACCAAAUGUCUGUGGCUGACUCGGGCGAGUACGUGUGCCGGGCCAACAACAACAUCGACGCCCUGGAGGCCUCCAUCGUGGUCUCCGUGUCCCCCAGCGCCAGCAGCCCCUCUGUCUCUGGCGGUGCCAUGCCCAUCAGAAUCGAGUCAUCGUCGUCACAGGUGGCCGAAGGGCAGACCCUGGAUCUGAACUGCGUGGUGCCCGGGCAGGCCCACGCCCAGGUCACGUGGCACAAGCGUGGGGGCAGCCUCCCCAGUCACCAUCAGGCCCACGGCUCACGGCUGCGGCUGCACCAGGUGUCCCCAGCCGACUCGGGCGAGUAUGUGUGCCGUGUGGUGGGCAGCUCCGGCCCCCUAGAGGCCUCGGUCCUGGUCACCAUUGAGGCGUCUGGCUCAAGCUCUGUCCACGUCCCUGCCGCAGGCGGAGCGCCACCCAUCCGCAUCGAGACCUCCUCCUCUCGAGUAGCCGAAGGGCAGACCCUGGAUCUGAAGUGCGUGGUGCCCGGGCAGGCCCACGCCCAGGUCACGUGGCACAGGCGCGGAGGCAGCCUUCCCGCCCGGCAUCAGGUUCACGGCCCCCUGCUGAGGCUGAACCAGGUGUCCCCUGCCGACUCUGGCGAGUACUUAUGCCAAGUGACCGGAAGCUCGGGCACCCUGGAGGCGUCUGUCCUGGUCACAAUUGAGGCCUCCAGCCCAAGUCCCAUUCCUGCCCCAGGCCUGGCCCAGCCCAUCCACAUCGAGGCCUCCUCUUCACACGUGGCUGAAGGGCAGACGCUGGAUCUGAACUGCGUGGUGCCCGGGCAGGCCCACGCCCAGGUCACGUGGCACAAGCGCGGGGGCAGCCUCCCUGCCCGGCACCAGACUCACGGCUCCCAGCUGCGGCUCCACCACGUCUCCCCGGCAGACGCGGGAGAGUACGUGUGCCGCGUGGCCGGCGGCUCAGGCCCUCCGCAGGAGGCCUCCUUCACGGUCACCGUCCCACCCAGCGCAGGCUCUUCCUACCGCCUCCGGAGCCCUGUCAUCUCCAUCGACCCGCCCAGCAGCACCGUGCAGCAGGGACAGGACGCCAGCUUCAAGUGCCUCAUCCACGAGGGCGCAGCCCCCAUCACCCUCGAGUGGAAGGCACGGAACCAGGAGCUGGAGGACAACGUCCACAUCAGCCCCAACGGCUCCAUCAUCACCAUCGUGGGCGCCCGGCCCGGCAACCACGGCGCCUACCGCUGCGUGGCCUCCAAUGCCUACGGCGUGGCCCAGAGUGUCGUGAACCUCAGUGUGCAUGGCCCCCCUACGGUGUCUGUGCUCCCCGAGGGCCCCGUGCGGGUGAAAGCGGGAAAGGCCGUCACCCUGGAGUGUGUCAGCGCCGGGGAGCCCCGCUCCUCUGCCCGGUGGACCCGGAUCGGCACCCCUGCCAAGCUGGAGCAGCGGACGUAUGGGCACGUGGACAGCCACACGGUGCUGCAGAUUUCAUCAGCAGAACCGUCAGACGCCGGCACCUACGUGUGCCUCGCUCAGAAUGCGCUGGGCACAGCACAGAAGCGGGUGGAGGUGAUCGUGGACACGGGCACCGUGGCCCCAGGGGCCCCCCAGGCCGAGGUGGAAGAAACCGAGCUCACCGUGGAGGCUGGACACACAGCCACCCUGCGCUGCUCAGCCACAGGCAGCCCCACGCCCACCAUCCACUGGUCCAAGCUGCGCUCCCCACUGCCCUGGCAGCACCAGCUGGAAGGUGACACACUGGUCAUCCCGAGGGUAGCCCAGCAGGACUCGGGGCAGUACAUCUGCAAUGCCACCAGCCCUACCGGGCACUCUGAGGCCACCGUCGUCCUGCACGUGGAGAGCCCACCCUACGCCACCACAGUUCCAGAGCACGCUUCGGUGCAGGCAGGGGAGACGGUGCAGCUGCAGUGCCUGGCUCAUGGGACACACCCGCUCACCUUCCAGUGGAGCCGCGUGGGUGGCAGCCUUCCCGGGAGGGCGACGGCCAGGAAUGAGCUGCUGCACUUUGAGCACGUGGCCCCUGAGGACUCAGGCCGCUACCGCUGCCAGGUCACCAACAAGGUGGGCUUGGCUGAGGCCUUUGCCCAGCUGCUCGUCCAAGGCCCCUCCGGCUCUCUCCCUUCCACUGCCGUCCCGGCAGGAUCCACACCCACCGUGCAGGUCACACCUCAGCUGGAGACCAAGAGCAUCGGGGCCAGUGUUGAGUUCCACUGUGCCGUGCCCAGCGACCGGGGCACCCAGCUCCGCUGGUUCAAGGAAGGGGGUCAGCUGCCUCCUGGCCACAGUGUGCAGGAUGGGGUGCUUCGAAUCCAGAACUUGGACCAGAGCUGCCAGGGGACAUAUGUUUGCCAGGCCCAUGGACCUUGGGGGCAGGCCCAGGCCAGCGCCCAGCUGGUUGUCCAAGCCCUGCCCUCGGUGCUCAUCAACAUCCGCACCUCUGUGCAGACCGUGGUGGUCGGCCACGCCGUGGAGUUCGAGUGCCUGGCACUGGGUGACCCCAAGCCUCAGGUGACGUGGAGCAAAGUCGGAGGGCGCCUGCGGCCAGGCAUCGUGCAGAGCGGAGGCGUUGUCAGGAUCGCCCACGUGGAGCUGGCCGACGCGGGACAGUACCGCUGCACCGCCACCAAUGCCGCCGGCACCACCCAAUCCCACGUGCUGCUGCUCGUGCAAGCCUUGCCCCAGAUCUCCACGCCCCCGGAGGUCCGUGUGCCUGCUGGUUCUGCAGCCGUCUUCCCCUGCAUGGCCUCGGGCUACCCGACGCCCGACAUCAGCUGGAGCAAGCUGGACGGCAACCUGCCCCCCGACAGCCGCCUGGAGAACAACAUGCUGAUGCUGCCCUCGGUCCGGCCCCAGGACGCGGGCACCUACGUCUGCACCGCCACUAACCGCCAGGGCAAGGUCAAAGCCUUUGCCCAUCUGCAGGUGCCAGAGCGGGUGGUGCCCUACUUCACGCAGACGCCCCACUCCUUCCUGCCGUUGCCCACCAUCAAGGACGCCUACAGGAAGUUUGAGAUCAAGGUCACCUUCCGGCCCGACUCAGCCGAUGGGAUGCUGCUGUACAACGGGCAGAAGCGGAUGCCAGGAAGCCCCACCAGCCUGGCCAACAGGCAGCCUGACUUCAUCUCCUUCGGCCUCGUGGGCGGAAGACCUGAGUUCCGGUUCGAUGCAGGCUCUGGUAUGGCCACCAUCCGCCACCCCACACCACUGGCCCUGGGCCAGUUCCACACCGUGACCCUCCUGCGCAGCCUCACCCAGGGCUCCCUGAUUGUGGGCAACCUGGCCCCAGUCAACGGGACCUCCCAGGGCAAGUUCCAGGGCCUGGACCUGAAUGAGGAGCUCUACCUGGGCGGCUACCCUGACUACGGUGCCAUCCCCAAGGCGGGGCUGAGCAGUGGCUUCAUAGGCUGCGUCCGGGAGCUGCGCAUCCAGGGGGAGGAGAUCGUCUUCCAUGACCUCAACCUCACGGCGCACGGCAUCUCCCACUGCCCCACCUGUCGGGACCGGCCCUGCCAGAAUGGGGGCCAGUGCCACGACUCGGAGAGCAGCAGCUACGUGUGCGUCUGCCCAGCGGGCUUCGCCGGGAGCCGCUGUGAGCACUCGCAGGCCCUGCACUGCCACCCAGAGGCCUGUGGGCCUGACGCCACCUGCGUGAACCGGCCGGAUGGUCGAGGCUACACCUGCCGCUGCCACCUGGGCCGCUCUGGGAUAAAGUGUGAGGAAGGUGUGACGGUGACCACCCCUUCCCUGUCCGGCUCUGGCUCCUACCUGGCGCUGCCGCCGCUCACCAACACACACCACGAGCUACGCCUGGACGUGGAGUUCAAGCCGCUGGCGCCUGACGGCAUCCUGCUGUUCAGCGGGGGGCGGAGCGGGCCCGUGGAGGACUUCGUGUCCCUGGCGAUGGCUGACCGCCACCUGGAGUUCCGCUACGAGUUGGGGUCAGGCCUGGCCGUUCUGCGGAGCACCGAGCCUCUGGCCCUGGGCCGCUGGCACCACGUGUCUGCCGAGCGCCUCAACAAGGACGGCAGCCUGCGGGUGAACGGGGGACGCCCUGUGCUGCGCUCCUCGCCCGGCAAGAGCCAGGGCCUCAACCUGCAUACCCUCCUCUACCUGGGUGGCGUGGAGCCCUCUGUGCCACUGUCCCCGGCCACCAACGUGAGCGCUCACUUCCGUGGCUGCGUGGGCGAGGUGUCGGUGAAUGGCAAGCGGCUAGACCUCACCUACAGCUUCCUGGGCAGCCAGGGCGUCGGGCAGUGCUACGACAGCUCCCCCUGUGAGCGCCAGCCUUGCCAGCAUGGUGCCACGUGCAUGCCCGCUGGCGAGUACGAGUUCCAGUGCCUGUGUCGAGACGGCUUCAAAGGAGACCUCUGUGAGCACGAGGAGAGCCCCUGCCAGCUCCGUGAGCCCUGUCUGCACGGGGGCACCUGCCAGGGCACCCGCUGCCUCUGCCUCCCUGGGUUCUCUGGCCCACGCUGCCAGCAAGGCUCUGGACAUGGCACAGCAGAGUCCGACUGGCACCUUGAAGGCAGCGGGGGCAACGAUGCCCCUGGGCAGUACGGCGCCUAUUUCCAUGACGAUGGCUUCCUGGCCUUCCCUGGCCGCAUCUUCUCCAGGAGCCUGCCCGAGGUGCCGGAGACCAUUGAGCUGGAGGUUCAGACCAGCACGGCCAGCGGCCUCCUGCUCUGGCAGGGCGUGGAAGUGGGAGAGGCCGGCCGAGGCAAGGACUUCAUCAGCCUUGGGCUUCAGGAUGGGCAUCUUGUCUUCAGCUACGAGCUGGGUAGUGGGGAGGCCCGCCUUGUCUCUGAGGACCCCAUAAAUGAUGGCGAGUGGCACCGGGUGACAGCACUGCGGGAGGGCCGGAGAGGCUCCAUCCAGGUUGACGGUGAGGAGCUGGUCAGUGGCCAGGCCCCAGGCCCCAACGUGGCAGUCAACGCCAAGGGCAGCAUCUACAUCGGCGGAGCCCCCGACGUGGCCACGCUGACCGGGGGCAGGUUCUCCUCGGGCGUCACAGGCUGCAUCAAGAAUCUGGUGCUGCACUCGGCCAGGCCCGGCGCCCCACCCCCGCAGCCCCUGGACCUGCAGCACCGCGCCCAGGCAGGGGCCAACACACACCCCUGCCCCUCUUAGGCAUCCGCCGGCCCCACACGGACUCCCGGGCAGCGCCCCAGCCCGACAAUGUCGAGUAUAUUAUUAUUAAUAUUAUUAUUAUGAAUUUUUGUAAGAAACUGAGGCAAUGCCACGCUUUGCUGCUACCGCCCUGGGCUGGACUGGAGGUGGGCGCGCCACCCCCACACACACACACAGCUGGGCAGAGCCACAGGGCUGACAGGCAGGGCAGGUUGGAUGGGAGUGGGUGCCGCGGAAGGCCACCAGGACUAGGGAUCAGGCACGGUGGCUGCAUAGGCCCAGAACUGCCCCCACUCCCCCUCCCGGAUGGGGCCCCCCAAGGCAGAGCCGGACUGCCCACUUCUGCAGCCCGUGGGCAGUCCUCGUUCCUGUGAGGGCCCACCUCGGCCACAGCCUUGUGCCUCACCAGCUACCUGAGACGGGAUGUCGCAGGAGCCUUCGCCACCCUCUCUGGGCUGGGAAUUCUCUUUAGUGCCAGCUGUGGAGCAAAAGGCAGCUCACCCCUGGGCAGGCGACCCCCUAGCCCUACCAGCCCAUGUCCCAGCCCCCCGACACAGCCAGCCGGGCCACUGCCCCUGGCAGCCUCCUCCCUCCUUCCCCUGCGCCCUCCUGGCCUGCAUUCCCGCCCCCCCCAACACACAGCCAGGGCCCCUCCCUGAGGGGCUGCAAGGGAAACCCCACCCCAACUCUACAGGAGCUGCUAUAGGCAGAGCCCGGCACUGAGAGGGUCUCCCUGCCCACACCAGGCCACAUCCCCCACUCAUCUGGAAGUGAAGGCCCAGGGGACUCGCGGGGGAGCUGUUGGCCGUCAGGAAGAGUUAGUGCCUUGGGUGGGGGGAGCCAGGACUCAGACUGGGAGGGUUAGGAGGGGAUAAGACAGCCCUGCCCCAUCUGUGGGAGCCUGAGGACGCCCUGGGGGGUAAGUGCCCUCCUCCCAGCGGCCCCCAGACUGUGGGGUUGGGACGCCUGGCCUCUGUGUCCUAGAAGGGACCCUCCUGUGGUCUUUGUCUUGAUUUUUCUUAAUAAACGGUGCUAUCCCCGCCA